Molecule: messenger RNA, 1384 nt
Organism: Rubroshorea leprosula
Lineage: Eukaryota; Viridiplantae; Streptophyta; Magnoliopsida; Malvales; Dipterocarpaceae
Source: the annotation of a GenBank genome assembly
GUAUCAUGUAGCAUCCUCCCUCCCUCACUUGACAUUUCGGAUUCUUUGAAAAAGAGAUUGAGUCAAUUGCAAUGGAGGAAUCUGGUUGUCCGGCUGAUUUCCGAUGCCCGAUUUCCAUGGACCUCAUGAGCGAUCCGGUGACGAUCUCUACGGGCGUCACCUACGACCGCAAGAACAUAGAGAAAUGGUUCUUCACUUUCAAGAAGACUACCUGUCCCGCCACCAUGCAAUUUGUCCACAGCUUCCACCUCACUCCCAAUCACACCCUCAAGCGACUCAUCCUCUCCUGGCAGAACACUCAAUCUUCCUCAUCUCCUCCUCCGCCUCCGCCGUUCUCCGCCAAGCACGACGAGCUGGUCUCCCUCCUCAGCACAGUCGAAUCCUCUCCGUUUAAGGUCACCGCCUUGAAAAAGCUCCGAUCCAUUGUCGAAAUUGGGGACGAGACUAAAUCGGAUUUCAUCCGAUCCGGUGGCGUUGAAAUUCUCGCUCGAAUAAUCGUUCAGAUUCUAAUCGACGUUUUCGAUUUCGUCGCGUUCCGAGCGUGCGAAGAGGCGCUCGGCGUUCUGCAUAAGCUUCCGUUGUCGGAUUCGGAAGAUCAAAACAGUACAUUCGAAAUUUUGUCAAAAACAGAGUGCGUGAAAUCAAUGGCGAUUAUCCUUCAAAGAGGAAGCGCCGAAGCGAGGCUCCAUGCGUCAACGAUUUUCAGGAAAAUGGCGAAGACUACUUCCGGUUACAAUUGGAAUUUCUUGCUUCAAGAUCAAGGCAUAGAUUUCUUCAAAUCUCUGUUAGAGUUGGUUUCCGACCAGAUCUGCAGCAAGGCGAGUUCAUGUGCGCUGGAGUUUCUAAUCGAGAUCUUAGAAACGUCGAAGAAGAGCCGAUUCAAGGCGAUAGAGUCCGGCGCCGUCUGCGUCCUAAUUGAGCUCUUACCGGAUUCAAACAGAUCCAAAAGCGAGAAAAUUUUGUUUCUGAUAAAGUUACUCUGCGAAUGCGCGGAAGGAAGACAGGCGCUGGUGGAGCACGGGUUGGGAAUCGCCGCCGUAUCUAAGAAACUGAUGCUGGUCUCCAACACGGCGACGAAGAUCGGCGUGAGGAUCAUGUGGCUGGUCGGAAGUUUUCAUCCAACGGAGAGAGUUUUGGACGAAAUGCUGAUGUGUGGAUCGGUGAAGAAGCUUUUGGCGUUGCUGCAUUUGGACGGUAGAUCGUCGACGAAGGAGAAGGUGAUCAAUAUGUUGAAAUUGCAUGGGAAUUAUUGGAGUAAAUAUCCUUGUUUUCCUCAUGAGAUGAAGAAUUAUUUGGGGUUUUAACUAAUUAAUUGUAUUGCCAUAGAAAAAUUAAUAUGCAAAAUGCAAUACAAAUUUUCACAAUAUAAAUGAUCUUGAGAAUG